Messenger RNA from Alligator sinensis (Chinese alligator), 3054 nucleotides. It is a transcript of the gene SS18, whose product is annotated as SS18, nBAF chromatin remodeling complex subunit. The record is from RefSeq and is a predicted model, not a curated record. Gene Ontology annotation, cellular component: nucleus. Lineage: Eukaryota; Metazoa; Chordata; Crocodylia; Alligatoridae. Gene Ontology annotation, molecular function: transcription coactivator activity. The coding region runs from base 182 to 1381 and encodes 399 amino acids. The transcript has 11 exons. Gene Ontology annotation, biological process: positive regulation of transcription by RNA polymerase II.
AAAAAAACUUAGUGUUUGUUUUUUGAACGGAAGACCUGCUGCUUUUGUGUUGUGGCCCCUCGUUCCUGUGUGAGGAGCCGUGUUUGCAUGCCUCCUGCGCUAAGGUGGCGUACCCCGUGGCCUUGCAACGUCCUGCUUGAGAGUCACUGGUGCAAAACUUCCAGCAGUAGCCAAGCGCCUAAUGAGCUCCAUGAUGUUGGAUGAAAAUAACCAUCUCAUCCAGUGUAUAAUGGACUAUCAGAAUAAAGGGAAGACCUCAGAGUGCUCUCAGUAUCAGCAGAUGUUGCAUACGAAUUUGGUCUACCUAGCCACUAUAGCAGACUCCAAUCAAAAUAUGCAGUCUCUACUACCAGCACCACCCACACAGAAUAUGCCUAUGGGUCCUGGAGGAAUGAGUCAGAGUGGCCCUCCCCCACCUCCACGUUCUCACAACAUGUCUUCAGAUGGUAUGGUAGGUGGGGGCCCUCCUGCACCACACAUGCAGAACCAGAUGAACGGCCAGAUGCCUGGACCUAACCAUAUGCCUAUGCAAGGACCUGGACCUAAUCAACUCAGCAUGACAAACAGUUCCAUGAACAUGCCUUCAAGUAGCCAUGGGUCCAUGGGAGGUUAUAAUCACUCAGUGCCAUCUUCACAGAGCAUGCCAGUACAGAAUCAGAUGACUAUGAGCCAAGGACAGCCUAUGGGCAACUAUGGCCCAAGACCAAAUAUGAACAUGCAACCCAACCAAGGUCCAAUGAUGCACCAGCAGCCUCCUUCCCAACAAUACAAUAUGCCACAGGGAGGUGGGCAACAUUACCAGGGACAGCAGCCACCAAUGGGAAUGAUGGGCCAAGUUAACCAAGGAAAUCACUUGAUGGGUCAGAGACAGAUUCCUCCAUACAGGCCACCCCAGCAAGGCCCACCACAGCAGUACUCAGGCCAGGAAGACUAUUAUGGGGACCAAUACAGUCAUGGUGGACAAGGUCCUCCAGAAGGCAUGAACCAGCAAUAUUACCCUGAUGGUCAUAAUGAUUACGGUUAUCAGCAACCGUCGUAUCCUGAACAAGGCUACGAUAGGCCUUAUGAGGAUUCCUCACAACAUUACUACGAAGGAGGAAACUCUCAGUACAGUCAACAACAAGAUGCAUAUCAAGGACCACCUCAGCAGCAAGGUUAUCCACCACAACAGCAGCAAUACCCAGGCCAGCAAGGUUAUCCUGGACAACAACAGGGUUAUGGUCCGUCACAAAGUGGUCCAGGACCUCAGUAUCCUAAUUACCCCCAAGGGCAAGGCCAGCAGUAUGGGGGAUACAGGCCCACCCAGCCUGGGCCACCACAGCCACCACAACAGAGGCCUUAUGGAUAUGACCAGGGGCAGUAUGGAAACUAUCAGCAAUGAGAAAGUACUUAACAUUCCAGUAGCCAGUAUCUAUUUAGCAGCCAUGUGUCUCCUCAGCACUGUGGACAUCUCCCUGUGAAGAGAACCUCUCGUUCCAUCUAGCUUUUGGAAAAAUCUGGUGCAUAAACGGCUGUUCUACAGUAUACGGUCUUUAUGGGCUAGUUAUUAAAGGCUGUCGACUCUCAGAUACUCAAAUUUCACAUCUCUACUCUAGAUGGCAAUAUUGGACAGAAAAUACCUUGACAUAACCAGUUUUCAGUGAGUUCAGAACUGUGUAUCAAAUAGACUGUUACAGACUGAAAGGUGUGAACAGCUUUGUAUGUUUAUGAAGGUUAUGGGAAUUUAAUAUUUUUUCCACAGAUUUUUUUGUAAGGGGAAGGGGGAAAUGCACACUUUUUACAACAGCAAUAUUUUGUAUAUUAUGUUUUUCAUGUGGUGAAUAUGCAAGACGUACACUACUCACUGGGCAGGAUCAGAAAUCUGCUGUUAAUGUGGAUUAGGACAUGGUAAAUAAAUUAAAUAAAUGCUUGAUUGUCGGUCUCAAUAUGGUGUACAAUAAAGGUAAAGGUGAAAACAAAGUGCACCAUACAUCACUGAGAAGGUUUUGUACAAUGAAUUUGAAUUCCAGUUAUCUAAAUGGGAAGGUAAUCGAGGAAAGUAUAACAUAGUCUUGUGCAAAAGAUUAAUUUUUUAAGCUUUCAGAUUUUUCUGAGUAAAUCAUUUUUGUAAAGAUGGUUUCUAACGUAGUUUGACAAUUUUCUUCAACUUUUUUGAUAACAAGAAGUGUUUGGAUUGGAUCUGUGUUUUGUCACAGCUUCCAAGAAAGCAGGCUGUAAUCCCUUUCUAAUUGCAGUAACAAAGAGUAUGACAAGUGUUAAUUUUAUCUGGCUUGAAUAUGCAAAAAAAUUUUAAAAACCUAAUAUUGAGAACAGGUCAAACUGUAUUGUAUAACUGUAUUUUAAUCUUUAGUUGAAUAAUUUGUAUGUAACAAAAUAGCCUAGAAGACUUUUGUAAAACCUCUAUCUAAACUUUCUUAACUGGGAGUUAAUAUCUUUUAGAAAGGGGGUAUUUUUUGUGUGUGUCCAUUUUCUUACUGGUUAAUUAUGAGACCAAGGGAUGUUUUAGGAUAUCAAAUAUAAAACUGUUGGUGAGGUAAAUGCCAAAUUUUGUUGUGAACUGCAUUAAUGCUUAUAGUGGUGCAUGUACGAUAGAGGCAGCACCUUGAUCAAUAGCAUAGUACACAAACUGGUUUCGAGACCGUCCUGCAGCUAUAGUUCAAGUAUGUUCAUGGAUAUUCUCUUAUGCAGGAAUACACAUAUUCAAGAAUUCUUAGCAAUCUUUAUGAAAGACAUAACUUAAAUUUGCCCAGGAGUAAAAUAAUAAUUUUUUCACAGUUGGCUAUGAUGUUUUAACAGGAAAAAAAACAACUGUUAUACAUGAAAAGCAAAAGUUUCAAUUUGUCCAUUAUUUUUAAAGGGAAGCAAUUUUCUUUUUUUUUAAAUUGACUGAUAGAAAAUGCACAUCAAGCUUUGAACAGAUAAAGCAUGAGGAGCAUUAUUAUGAAUGAAAUGCUUGUGGGUGCUGUGCCAAUUUUCCACCACUGUGUACUUCAUUGCUAUUUAAAACUGUACUCCAUCAACUCUAACGGAAGAAUAAAUUAUUUGUGAUUUUAA